AUGGACGACGACAACAAAACACCGCAAGUGGAGGAGGCCAACGCCGAGUUGAAUUCGGAGCAGAACGAUGAGCCCGAAAGGGUAAAUGUACCCCUGCAGUGGAGGCUGGCAUCGGUCGUGCUCAUCUCCCUCAUUGGCUUCGGAGGCAAUUGGAGCGCCGGCAUCACAGGCGCGAUGAAAUCUACACUGAAGAAAGAGCUGCAUAUCAACAACAAGCAGUUCUCCCUGCUCGAGGCCAGCGAGGACUUCAUCGUCACAUCUCUUAUUCUCUUCAGCGGCAUCGUUACGGACAAGGUUGGUGGUGCGAGCGCCAUCAUCUACGGCAACGGAAUCUAUUCGCUUGGCUCGAUUAUCAUUGCUGCGGCAGCUCAGAUCCGGUCUUACAAGGUCAUGAUUGGUGGCAGGGUGAUACUCACGUUUGGAGAUGUCGCCACGCAAGUAGCGCAGUACAAGAUGUUCUCGUCCUGGUUCCCACCGAACAACGGCUUUGGGUCCACGCUUGGGCUGCAGCUCGGGCUGGGUAAGAUUGGAUCCUUCGUGGGGAAGGCCACUGCCAAUGUCAUUGCCAAGAACACUGGAAAUUUUGCGUGGACUUUCUGGGUCGCCGUCUUCAUCAACCUUUUCACUAACCUCAUGACCGGCGUCUUCUGGUGGUUCAACAAAGUCGCCACCAAGAAGUUCGUCGGCCGUUCCGACCCCGUCACGGGCGAGGAGCUCACCGAGAAGAACAAAAAGUUCGAGCUGCGGAAGAUCAUCGAGUUGCCCUGGCACUUCUGGGCGGUUCUUGCCUUCUCCCUGCUCGAGACCAGCACCGCCAUCGUCUUCCUGCAGAACGCCACAGAGCUCGCUGAACAGCGCUUCGGGAUUGACUCUGUAAAAGCCGGCUGGUACUCAGCCAUGUCUCAGUACCUGGGUUUCUUCCUCGUUCCCUGCGUUGGGAUUUUCAUUGAUCUCCUUGGAAACCGCAUCACACUGAUGGCCAUCUGCGGCACCGGCGUCUUCAUCUCCAUGGCUCUCGUCUGCUGGUCCGGCACGACAGCCGGCAACGCGGCCGCCUUUGGCAUCUACGCCUUCGCCUACUCUCUCGGCCCGACCACCAUCAUCGACUCGAUCCGCACUUCCAUGUGGCACCAGUCCGUCUUCGGAUCCGCCUACGCCAUCAAGAUUGGGAUGAACAAUGCGAUGAAUAUCAUUGUCCGCAUCGUCACUGGCGCCAUCCAAGACGCCGACGACAACUCGUACGACCGCGUCGUCAUCGUCUACGUCGCGCUGUCCAUCGGCUCCGUCCUCGUCUGUCUCAGCCUGCUUCUGCUUUCGUUCCGCUUCGUCGAUCUUCGCCAGCUGCAGUGGACGCGGAAGCAGCGCUUCGCCCGUAGCGAAGUGCUUUUGGAACGCAAGCGCAAGUUCUACGGCGAGGACAAGGAGCGGAAUAAGAAAAUCUCGCACGCGUGCUUCGGAGCGUUGCUGCUGUUGAUCGUCGGCAGUUGGUGCGGGUAUUUCUGGGGCGUGGCGACGGGAAAUAAUGACUAA
This is a messenger RNA of Lasiodiplodia theobromae, 1530 nucleotides long. RefSeq names its product MFS transporter. Gene Ontology annotation, biological process: transmembrane transport. The transcript is spliced from 4 exons. The record is from RefSeq and is a predicted model, not a curated record. Lineage: Eukaryota; Fungi; Ascomycota; Dothideomycetes; Botryosphaeriales; Botryosphaeriaceae. The coding region runs from base 1 to 1530 and encodes 509 amino acids. Gene Ontology annotation, molecular function: transmembrane transporter activity.